AUCAAAGCCCAAAAACAACACAGAAAAAAAACCAAAGAAAGAAAAACAUAGUACAAAAGUAGAACUCAAUCAGCUGAUACUGUCUCCUUUACAAGCGGCGAAACGUACUCUCAAUUUCUCGCCACCAAAUACCUCUCUCUCUCUUAAAUCUCAAAAAACGUUUCUCUUUUUUUCCCUCUCUCUCUAAAACAAAAAAAAAUUCAUAACCCCACAUUACCACUGAUUCACCUCUCUCAUAACAAGUAACAACACAUACAAAGGGGCGAUCAUGAUUUGAAGGCGUUGAUUGUGGUCUGUUUCUGAGUAAUUUCUGUUACUUUCUCGAAAAAAAUUAAUGGCGUCUUCGUCAUGUUCUGGAAAUUCUCUCUCAAAUGUGGAUCGUUUUGUUCUCAGCGUCACUCCAGAAGUUCCUUCUCACAAUCUUGUUCUUCAGAGCUGUUCUCAUGAAGUAAAUAAUCAAUGGCUACCUCUUGCAAAGGACACUAUUGAAUGCUUUGAAUUGAAAGAUCUUUGGAACUGCUAUGGAAAAUGGAGUGCAUUGGGUGCUGGUACGCCGAUGCUGUUGGGAAACAGCCAUGCUUUGACGCAAUAUUAUGUUCCCUGUCUAUCUUCCAUCCAAAUCUACACCAGUAAGUCUGUUGCAGCUUCUUCCAGGAAUAAGAAAGAGGAUAGCGAUGCAGCUGAAUCUGAAUUCGAUUCCUCGAGUGACGAUAGUGGAAGUGACAGUUCAUCGAGAUCAUUAAGUAACAAUUCUAGCAAGGCAUGGGAUGCUACUUCCUUGGAUUCGAGCUCCGACCAAUUGGGUUCGUGGCCAACAAGGGAUAUGCUUGGAUACCUUUAUUUGCAGUACACCGAGACUUUACCGCCUUGGUUGAGGGUUCCAUUUGCUCUGAAGAUAUCGGAGCUUGCUAAAAGCCAUCCAGCAUUGAUGACUUUAAAAAGUGUGGAUGUUUCCCCUGCAAGUUGGAUGGCUGUUGCUUGGUACCCUAUAUAUUCCAUACCAAAUCAUCAGCCAAGUGAAAAGGAGCUCUCUGCAUGCUUCCUAACUUACCAUACACUAUCAUCAUCUUUCCAAGAUUGUAAAAACACAUAUGAUGAUAUUGACAUAGGAAAAGACAUAGACUGUUUUGAAGAAUGGGCAGGUGUGGGAAAGAAAAGCAAGGAAAACAAGAGUGGUUUUAAAUCUCUGCCUCCUUUCGGGAUGGCUAGUUACAAAAUGCAGAAACCUUUUUGGUUAAGUUCAUCAUCCUCUUCAGAAUCUGGUAAUGAAAGGAUGUCUGACAUGUACAGCGCUGCAGAAUCCUGGCUGAAGCAACUCAACGUUCACCACCACGACUUCAACUUUUUCAGUCUCCAAUCUCCUUUGUAAAUCGGUUUCCGUUUUUAUUUACUAACUCGCUUCCGCCGUCUUAUCUAGUUUGGUACUUGAACAGAAGAAGUUUUACUACCGGUGCAGUUUUGGAACAAUGACAAACUGAGGUUAUAUGUCAAAGGAUGUAUAAUCCUUAGCAGAGUUAAGUUUUGUUUAUGGUGUUUUCCGGAUAGAUUUUUCUUCUAUAAGCAAAUGUUAGCGGGGUAUGUUACUUUUUACUUUCAGAGUUCGAAUCUUGUUCUUUCUGAUUAGUACUUUUUCGAUGUCUCUUAAUUCGCCCAUUCUGCUGAGAAAUUAGUUUUCGAUAGAUAAUAUAGCAGUUUGGAGGUGACUGAACUAUAAUAUCUUUUGUACAUUUUGUUUAUUUCUCUAAGGAAUUGUUUUUGUGUUUUGUA
Messenger RNA from Lathyrus oleraceus (garden pea), 1767 nucleotides. RefSeq lists its product as uncharacterized. The coding region runs from base 335 to 1369 and encodes 344 amino acids. The transcript is spliced from 7 exons. NCBI's taxonomy places the organism in Eukaryota, Viridiplantae, Streptophyta, Magnoliopsida, Fabales, Fabaceae. The record is from RefSeq and is a predicted model, not a curated record.